Molecule: messenger RNA, 4750 nt
Organism: Lates calcarifer (barramundi perch)
Lineage: Eukaryota; Metazoa; Chordata; Actinopteri; Centropomidae
Product: F-BAR and double SH3 domains protein 2
Exons: 20
Coding region: 206-2485 (759 amino acids)
Biological process (GO): regulation of actin filament polymerization; neuromuscular synaptic transmission
Cellular component (GO): recycling endosome; neuromuscular junction
Molecular function (GO): protein binding
Source: RefSeq, a predicted model, not a curated record
CGUACUUGACGGUUAUGUUUUCUGUUCCCUGGGGCCACAGUGUUUUCAACGGGACUCAACUUACUACUUACUGGACUCGCCAUGGCCGCUUGACCCGGGCUAAAAUAUAUCCCCCUUGUGUUAUCAUUAUCUUCGAGACGUUUUGCACAAACUUUUCCAGAUUAACUUUUCGUCUUUUGUGUAGUUUUUAUGUCAAGAAAUAAGGAUGCAACCCCCACCGAGAAAGGUCCGGGUCACCCAGGAGCUGAAACACACUCAUGCAGAGCAGAUGAGCAGAUUACACAUCAAACACCAGACAGAAUGUGACCUCCUGGAAGACCUGAGGAGUUUUAGCCAAAAAAGGGCUGCUGUAGAGAGAGACUACGCCCAGGCCCUGCAGAAGCUGGCAAAUCAGUAUCUAAAGAGGGAAUGGCCGGACAGCCUGAUAGAGGAACAAGCAGAUCACAGGAACAUGUAUUGUGUAUGGAGGGCCUAUUUGGAGGGCACAGUCCAGGUCACCCAGUCCAGAAUCAGCGCCUGCGACAACUACAAAGUCCAGGUUGCCGAUCCGGCCAAGACGGCCAGACUGCAGAAGGAGCAGCAGCUGAGGAAGUGUAUUGAGCAGCUGACGGUGGUCCAGGCGGAGCUGCAGGAGUCGGUGAAGGAGCUGACAAAGAGCAGGAAGAAAUACCAGGAGGCGGAGACGAUGGCGCAGGCCGUCAGGGAGAAGGCAGAGCUGGACGCCAAGUCCAAGCUAAGUCUCUUUCAGUCCAGAUCCAGUCUGCAGAGGGCGAGCGUAAAGCUCAAAGCCAAGAGGAGCGAGUGUAACUCCAAAGCCACCCAUGCCAGAAACGACUAUCUUCUCACGCUAGCAGCCGCUAACGCUCACCAGCAACGCUACUAUGACACAGACCUCAUGGACUGCAUCAAGGUGUUAGAUGGCAAAAUCUAUGAGCAGGUAAAAGAUUACCUGGUGUCACUGUGUCAGACUGAGCUGGAAACUUACGAGACUGUUCACAACACCUUCAACCAGCUCCUGAACAGCUCAAAUGGGAUACUGCAGGAGUUUCACCAGCAGCUGUUUGCACAGAAGAAUUCCAUGUUUCAGCAAGCCCCAGACUUCUUGUACCAGCCCAUCGACUCUGAUACGGUGAUGCAGCUGCAGAAGGAGAGUGGGACGGCGGAGGAGCACAGCCUGGAUAAAGAGGCGAGGAAAUGGGCGAGCCGCGUGGCCCGAGAGUACAAGAGCAUCAUCCACACGCAGAGGGCCCUGGAGGAAUACGGGACGCAGGAGUCGUCAGAGCAGAACAACAGCGAGCUGGAGACGAAGAUGGAGGUGGCCCGGCAGAGUCUCCGGAGGGCAGAGACUGUGAAGGUGAAAGCCGAGGCUCGUCUGGACUUGCUGAGGCAGGCGGGCGUCGCCGUGGAAACGUGGCUGAAGAGCGCGAUGAACCAGGUGAUGGAGGAGCUGGAGAACGAGCGCUGGAACAACCUCAGUACCCACGAUCCCUCGCUCUCUGGGACGGCAGAUCUGGAGCGAGAGGACGAGGAGGAGAUGGAGGACAGUGGUGAGGUGUUGGACGACAGCAGCUCCAGUCCCUCCAGCACCUUGAAAAACUAUCCACUCACCUGCAAAGUGCUCUACUCCUACAAGGCAUCUCAGCCAGACGAACUGACCAUCGAGGAGCAGGAAAUCUUGGAGGUCAUUGACGAUGGAGACAUGGAGGACUGGGUCAAGGCCAGAAACCGCAGCGGACAGGUCGGCUAUGUCCCAGAGAAAUACCUGCAGCUGCCGUCCUCCAACAGCCUGCUGAGUAUGCUGCAGUCUCUGGCUGCACUGGACGCCCGAUCCCACUCCUCCAGCAACUCCACCGAACCUGAAACCGAACUACCGACUGGCUCUGUCAACGGAGACUCCAGUGUGUCGUUCGCGAAGGCCUUGUACGACUACGCGGGACAAACGGACGACGAGCUGUCGUUCCCCGAAGGCGCCAUCAUCCGCAUCCUGAGCAGAGAGACCCACGAGGACGAUGGCUUCUGGGAGGGAGAGUUCAACGGCGUUGUCGGCGUCUUCCCCGCGGUUCUGGUGGAGGAUCUCGCCGGUGCCAGCGAGAACGGAGACGGACAAAGAGACGGCAGCGCACAGGCCUCCCCCUCCACUCUGGCCCAGUGCGACCGAUCCCCUCGCAGUCCCUUCCAGCCGGGGCCUCUCCACAGCAGUCCCCUUCAGACGCCCACCAUGUCCUCCCCUCUGGCAAGUCCCUGCAGCGCUACAGCCUCGCCCAUCGGACGACCACCCGCCUAUCACAACGGACAUCACAGGCCGCCACCAGCGCCACAUAAAAGCCCCUUUCAGAGUCCAGCCCAAGGCUCCCCACAACCUCCCAAAUACCCAGAGAGCGGCUCAGGCACCAUUCGACCUGUUCGUGCCGCUCCUCCGCCCCCGAAGCAGCAUCCCCGCGGGCAGGUGAAGCGGAGGGAGGAGGUGGAGAUCACGCUGGUGUGAAGGCGGCACCUUGGUGGCGGCGGCGGCUCGGUUCAAACCAGCCGGCACUCGGCGGCUCUGUGCCUCUAUAAACGCACUCCCAAAGGAAAACCAGAGGAAACUUAAACCCCCACCCCUGAAGACACCACCCCCUCCGCCCACUCUGUCCUCACAGGGUCGGUGAGCUGUGGAGGAAUAUUGUGCCUUUCUUGUUUGAUUCCUUCUCCUGUUCAGUUUUCUAUUUUACUCCCUCACCCAGAGUCAAUAAGACUGAUCAAUAGGACCAAUACUGCAAGUUCUCCAGCUCUUCUACCAACACAGGAAUCAAUUUCAGUCCUGAAAACAAAAGAUUUUUAAAUUCAAACACUCCUCAGAUCAUGUUUCUGUCGCUCACAGUAACUGAUACAGUGAUCAUGUGACUGACCACAGUUUCAUUUAAUGUCUGUGUGCAAUAUCCAAAUCACAGGAGCUGCAGUUAAAUGUGUCGAGACAUAUUGAUAUAAAUGAAGCAUUCUGGUGUUGCACAGAUGCUUCAGGAUACAAGUCAUAGUCUCCUAGAUGUGAAGGGGAAAAUGCUUCUCUGGUGCAGAGCCAAAACAAAAAUCACAUCUUCAUCAUCAUUUGUUUUUUUUUUUCAGUGAAAUUUUAAUUUAAAAAUUUCCUGACUCAUCGCAAUAUCUGUCAAAAUAAUUGCCCAGUGAACUUUACAGGUGUUAACAGGUGUGGUUAUCGACUUCAGCCAAAGCCAAGCUAGGUUUUAUGCUAAGCUAAGCUAAGCUGAGAUAAUCCCCUCAGGCUCCAGCUUCAUAUUAAACAGGCAUGACAGUGGGAUCAAUCUUCUUUAACUCUUGAUAAGAAAAAAAUAUUACUUAUUACUUAUUAAUAAGUUGUUUUCUUCUUCUUUGGUAAAUUUAAAGUGCUUCCAGGAAGACGUUCGUUGAUAAAAUAAUGAUUUCAAACAUCUCACUGUAUCAGUUACCGUGCGGCUCCUUCCCUCUUAUUCCGUCAACUUUCACAAUUGGAUUCCUUCUAUGCAACAGAGUUAAAUAUUCGACGGCAGCAUGUUGUGAACAUGUUCGCUUCAACACAAACCAAAAGUCUGUUCGUCUCCACCACACUCCGAUCAAAAAAUAAAAAUAAAAAAACAAUGUAAAAAAAAAAAAACACACAGGGCGAGAGGCUGGUCCUCUCCUCCUCGAACACACACCUACUGUAACUGCACACGGUUACACAAACAAGGGAAAAGUGGCAAUUUGUUUGUUUUUUUUUAGUCGAGCGAUUGUCGUGUCAGUAGGGAGAAUCUCCUAGAAAAGAUCAAAAAUAAUAGAUCCUUUACCUUUUUAUGGUUAAUUCUUAAAACCCUGCUUCUUUAAAGAUAGUGCGUACACACACAUAGUCUAACUUUUUUCCCUCCUCCUCCUUUUCUUGUGUUGUAAAAUAAAGAUUUAGAAACGUUAUUAAAUGUUGCCAGUAUAAAGUGGUUUUUGUUGAGGAGCAGGUUGCAGUUUAAAGUUUAAACAUGCUUUUAUUUUGAAGGAGGAAACCAUCCUGAGCUGCUAGCUAGUCCAAUUUAAAAAAGGAAAAAAAAAGAAAAAACCUAUACUGUCAUAGUGAAGCACUUUUUGAUGUCUUCUUAUUCCUUUUCAGUAUUGUGGAUGCUACGUUGUUCGUUCGAUAUUUCUCGUUUGACGUUUUGUUUACCAGCUGUAUUGGUAUGAAUACUUUUCUUUUAUCGGCUCUUGCGUUAUUUAGCCUUAAAUAGCCAUUGUAGUGUCUUUGAUUGAGAUUGAGAUUGUAUUGUUUUUGAAAUAUUAAUAGUUUACAGAGAGCUUGGAGAUGGAUAUCUGUACAAAUAAUAGCACAGCUUUUGUUUUUUGUUUAUUUUUGUUUUGUUUUUUAGAAUUAGGAUAAAAACCUAUUAAACCGUAGUUCGAUUCGAUCAGAGGAAAAGAGAUAUCUGUCAGCCAUGUUGCUGUGUUCUCAUUGAUCUCCUUGAGAUCUGAAUGACAUCAAACUUAUUUUUGAAGUUUGCAUUUACCCUGUUGUAUUAACGAAUAAAUAAAUGAAUAAAUAAAUGAAAAAAGGAUCUCUUUUCCCCAACAGAGAAGUUGUUUUUUUUGUUAACUUGCUACUGGUCCUGAUUCCACGUCGAGACAAACUGCCCACGUUUUACAUUGUUAAGCUCUGCAGAGGCUGUCGAGCGACAUAUUUACACACCAGUGGAUGUUUAACUGUAUUUAUUGUGUACAAAUAAAUGUGAAAUAAAGAUAGCUUACAUGAAAAUAA